Funneliformis caledonium is the source of this 351-nucleotide messenger RNA. The record is from the annotation of a GenBank genome assembly. NCBI's taxonomy places the organism in Eukaryota, Fungi, Glomeromycota, Glomeromycetes, Glomerales, Glomeraceae.
AUGAUCAAGAGAGACGUUUUGAAUGAUUCAAUUUCAUUUGAUGAAAAUUAUGUUGACAAUUCCAAGGAUAUAUCUGCGCAUAUCGUUCAAAAGCAUGAGCAAAUGGCAGAGAAUCGGGCUGGCUAUAACAAUUUUUACCUAUUUCACAAAACGAAAAAUAUUCCUGUUAAGCCAUUGAAGGACCUUCUCGAGGACACUCUGACUGCCAACAUCAUUAGCCCAGUAUUGCGUUCCUUCUUUCACAAUGCAUCCAAACAUCCAGCAAUUUGGUCAAAUACUGCCAGUAUAAGCGCCAAAGUCCGAAAACUUGCUGAUCUAGGUCCUAGCAAAGCAAUCAGACAUGAUCGGUAA